CCUGCCCGUCAACAACUCAAUUUGACUCUCUUUGCCAGCCGAGAUGGUGGAUCACUGACCAAGAGCGCAAGGGGGAUGGAUCUGGUGAAUGGAUCAGGACCGGAUCAAACGAGAGACGCAAGAACCAUGUGGCCGAGACAACUCCGGCCCAAAUGGCUACUGCAAAACCUCCUGCCUCCAGCUCUUUUGACAUUCUUUGCGAGGACGUGGUAUCUCUGUCUUACUGAUAUUGGACCCAAAUACAUUGGCGGAACGCUCGGGCGUCCGCAUCUAGGCAGACUGUAUUCCGCAUUCGCGACUGUAUCCAUAUCCACCAUCACAGUGCUGUACUUGCGACUCUACUUUCUGCCUUCAAAUCAAUCGGUCCCGCCCAGAAAACCAACGGACCAUAUUCCGCAUGUGAAGACGUACGAGUAUCCGCUGGGGAUCCCCAAGUCGAUAGUGUUCCAAAAUGAUGUGCCCCUAACCCGGUGCGACAGACCGAGCUGUUCAUCUCGCUGGAAACCUCCUAGGACGAGGCAUUGUUCAGAUUGUGGAACAUGUCGCAUGGGAUUCGAUCACCAUUGUGCUUUUUUUGCCAAUUGCCUUACUGCACCCUAUAUCCCUAUAUUCCUCUUGACUUUGCUGUACACCCCACCGACGGUCAUCAUCUUACUCGUCCCCAUCAUCCGACCCCUCUGUGAGAGAGCAGCCGAGGCGUACAAUUUAUCAAGGUCAAGCCCGGAGAUCAUUUCCGGAUGGUACCAUUGGACAGGGUCCUGGUUCGUCGCUGGUGGUCCAAUAGGACGCUACGUAGGCGGUGUGGUCCUCGGUUGGAAAGCGCUCGAUAGAGUUGACGGUGAAGAAGCUUUGCGUAUGGAGAUAGGCGCUCUGGCCGCGGCUGGACUAUUGUUGGCCAUGAUGACUGCUGGCUUGGCAGCAUCUAGCAUCGAGAGUAUCCUUAGAGGCGAUCUCACUGUCGACAGAGAGCGCGCGAAAUCUUUCAGGCGGAUCGAAGCCGAAGUGCAUCGCUUGGCAAGGGCUGGCAAGCCCGUCCCUGAUAAAAUGCAAGAGAGCCUGAAAAAAUUGACGGCUCAAUCAUUCUUCUGGGUCCCAGUGGAAUUCGAAGACGGGAUCGAGUUCUUCGCCCAACGGAAUGGGCAUAACGGCGACUCGCUUCGGCGCGGGGUCAUUGUUCCCACUUUGCCCUGGGAGAAACCGUAUGACCUUGGGCGCGCGCGGAACUGGAAUCUUUACAUGGGUCAAGGGUACGGCUGGACAUUACCUUGGAACGCGUGGCAUAGGAUUUCUUACCUAAAGAACGUGAUCCUUGACUGGCCCUUAUCUCCGGAAGUAGAGCAUAGAUUACGGGAUGAAGCGGAACGAAUCAUCAAGUCUUCAGUGCAGUCAUAGAUGCAUGCAGGGUUACAGU
This is a messenger RNA of Kockovaella imperatae, 1411 nucleotides long. Its product is annotated as DHHC palmitoyltransferase-domain-containing protein. Gene Ontology annotation, molecular function: protein-cysteine S-palmitoyltransferase activity. The transcript is spliced from 5 exons. Gene Ontology annotation, cellular component: Golgi apparatus; endoplasmic reticulum. The coding region runs from base 76 to 1392 and encodes 438 amino acids. Gene Ontology annotation, biological process: protein targeting to membrane; peptidyl-L-cysteine S-palmitoylation. The record is from RefSeq and is a predicted model, not a curated record. NCBI's taxonomy places the organism in Eukaryota, Fungi, Basidiomycota, Tremellomycetes, Tremellales, Cuniculitremaceae.